AUAUCAUUUCAUCAACACUCGCACGUACUUAUAGAAAAACCGGUCUUGCAUGAUUCGCGCGAGUGUUUGCGUGAACGCAAGUAAACGGCUGGUACGUAGUUAGUGCGCUUUGGACCAUGUUAAGAGCAUUAAUUGUUUAUUCUCGAUUUUAUAUCAUAAGUGAAUUGUUACCAAAACGUAAAAUUAAAUUUAUUUAUUUAAAAAUGAUGGUUAUUCAUCUACCCCACAUAUUUAUUCAAACGAGGCCAGGGAUACAUUCUUCCCUACCAAGACUCUCACACAUCGCAGAAUUCACUCCGUGGUUUGAAUCCUCGGCGAAUGGGCGAGUCAGAUACAUUUGGCGGAGAUACGCGGAUCGUAGGGGGUCGAGAUGCUCCAGAGAACGUUGCAGUUUACCAAGUCUCCAUACGUAGGCACAACAGUAAUCAAGAAUGGCACUCUUGUGGCGGCUCUAUCAUACACGAAGAAUGGGUGUUAACAGCUGCUCACUGCACAUAUGGUACUGAUGCCAAAACACUGUCCAUAGUGGUUGGAUCAACCCAACUGAGAUCAGGUGGCGACCGUUACAAAAUAAAGAAAAUCAUCAAUCACGAGAAUUACGCGAAAAAAGAUUUUCGAAAUGACAUAGCUCUGAUAAAAAUCGAUGGCAAAAUCAAAAUGAAAAAGAACGUUGGGCCAAUCAAAUUGAAGAAAGAGCCUGUGGCUGCUGGAACAUCUUGUGCUUUGACAGGAUGGGGUAAAAUUGACAAUCGUGGAACUGUGCCAAACCAGCUUCAAGUUCUGGUGUUCAGGAGUAUUAGCAAUAAGGACUGCAAUAAGCAGUUAAAAGGUUCCAAUUUCCUACCCAUCGAUCAGAAACAGCUCUGCGUGAGAGCUCCAAGUAAUAAGGGUGCUUGUAAUGGAGAUUCGGGAGGUCCUCUGGUCGCUUCUGAUGGAAAGAAUGGCCUUGUUCAAGUUGGUGUCGUGUCCUGGGGAAUCCCUUGCGCUAGAAACUACCCAGAUGUUUUUGCAUCAAUUUCUGGUUAUUAUGACUGGAUUACGAAUCAUAUGAAGGAUUAAAUUAUGUGUUUCGACACAUCAUAAGUUGCUAACCUACGUAUAAAUCUGUGAAGUCUUUCUUUUAAAUUAAAUGUAUUAUAUGUAAAGUAAUAUGCACACUACAAUGUAUGGA
Pieris rapae (cabbage white) is the source of this 1171-nucleotide messenger RNA. Its product is annotated as chymotrypsin-1-like. The transcript is spliced from 5 exons. The record is from RefSeq and is a predicted model, not a curated record. Gene Ontology annotation, biological process: proteolysis. Gene Ontology annotation, molecular function: serine-type endopeptidase activity. NCBI's taxonomy places the organism in Eukaryota, Metazoa, Arthropoda, Insecta, Lepidoptera, Pieridae. Bases 319 to 1059 code for a protein of 246 amino acids.